Messenger RNA from Orycteropus afer afer, 939 nucleotides. Its product is annotated as olfactory receptor 7G3-like. Gene Ontology annotation, cellular component: membrane. Gene Ontology annotation, biological process: G protein-coupled receptor signaling pathway. Gene Ontology annotation, molecular function: G protein-coupled receptor activity; olfactory receptor activity. The record is from RefSeq and is a predicted model, not a curated record. Lineage: Eukaryota; Metazoa; Chordata; Mammalia; Tubulidentata; Orycteropodidae.
AUGACACCAGGAAAUCUAUCAAGUCCUGCAGAAUUCUUCCUUUUGGGCCUCUCAGAGGAUCCAGAAAUGCAACCCCUGCUCUUUGGGCUCUUCCUGUCCAUGUACCUGAUCACGGUGGCUGGGAACCUGCUCAUCAUCCUGGCCAUCAUCUCUGACUCCCACCUCCACACUCCCAUGUACUUCUUCCUCUCCAACCUGUCCUUUAUAGACAUCUGUUUCACCACCACCACGAUGCCCAAGAUGCUGGUGAACAUCCAGACACAGAACCAAUCCAUCAGUUACAGAGGCUGCCUCACCCAGAUCUGCUUUGUCCUGAUAUUUGUUGGACUGGAAAAUGGCAUUCUGGUAAUAAUGGCUUAUGAUCGAUUUGUGGCCAUCUGCCACCCACUGAGAUACACGGCCAUCAUGAACCCAAAACUCUGUGCAUUCCUGGUUCUGUGGUUCUUCUUCCUUAGUGUUGUUGAUGCCCUGCUGCACACUUUGAUGGCACUGCGACUGUCCUUCUGCACAGAUCUGGAAAUCCCCCACUUCUUUUGUGAAUUAGCUCAUGUCCUCAAACUUGCCUGUUCUGAUAUCCUCAUAAAUAACAUCUUGGUCUAUGUAGUUACCAGUCUUUUUGGUGUCCUUCCACUUUCUGGAAUAAUUUUCUCUUAUACUCAGAUUGUCUCCUCAGUCCUGAAAAUUCCAUCAGCUAGUGGAAAGUACAAGGCUUUUUCUAUUUGUGGCUCACACUUAGUAGUUGUUUCCUUAUUCUAUGGGACAGGCUAUGGGGUCUACCUAAGUUCUUCAGACACUCACUCCUCCAGGAAGAGUGCAAUAGCCUCAGUCCUGUACACUGUGGUUACUCCUAUGAUGAACCCCUUUAUCUACAGCCUGAGAAACAAGGACAUGAUGGGGGCUUUUAGAAAAGUCAUCUCUAGAAUGUUUUCUUUCCAUUGA